AGAAGCAUCUCGGCUCAAGUCGUUCACCCCGCUUUUCCGAAGAAUGUCCGAGCUUUCAGAAUCUGAGGAGCUCCUGACCCAGCGCCCACAGAGGUCCGUGAGCCGCUGGACCGUGGCGCUGGGGCUCGGGCUGCUGGGCACGUUGGCCCUCGGCCUGGUGGCAUUGGGCAGCCGUCGGCAAGGGCUCCGAAGUGGGCAAAGCUUUGUGGGACUCGAGGAGGCGGCGGUUUACUUCGAUGGCAAGGAAUUCUCACAUGAGUGCUUCAGCAAGGGGGUCUUCUACGCGGACCCCACGCGACUGGAAUCCGCCGCAAAGAGUGUUGAGCUGACUGCCGAGAACUGCCAGAACCGCUGCCAAGGCACGGAUGGCUGCGCCUACUUCACCUUUUGGCUGGACGGGGGCUGCAUGCUGGCGCCCUGGAAGUCGACUCCCGAGGCUGCACCUGUGAAGUACUCCAACAUCAUUAGCGGGCCCAAGUAUUGCGAGAAGAACAUCAAGGCCGCUGUGGAGACCAUCGCAGCUGCUAAGGCCGAGCCGGCCCGUACUGCUGUCACCUGGGGAGCAGGAGGAGUCGAGGCGGCAGAGGCCGGGCUGCAGGCGGUGACGGACGACUCCACCAAGGCGGCAGAAGCCGUCAAGGACAUGGUGGCGCCAGCGCCGGGGGUCAACGGCACCUCUUGUGCCAAGUACCCGGCCUGUGCGGCGGCGGGGCUGGAUGGAGAGUGCUGCCCCAACACGGGCAAGGUCAGCUUGGACUGCUGUAACGGCAUCGUGCCGGCCACAACCACCGACAUCACGGUGCACGUCACAGCCGGGCCAGAGGUGGCGGGCAAGACCGGGUCCGUGCGUCUCUAUCUGCACGACAAGGCGCUGGCAGACGUGGGCGCAACCUUGGUCUCGGAGACACCUCUCAGCAUGGAGGACCAAACGGUCACGCUGAAGCCGGACUCUGGGGAGGUUGCGGCGACCGGCAUGGUGGAGCCCUCAUACUACAUCUCGGUGUCUGGCGAGGUCGUCGCGCCCCCUAUCUUCGACGUCAAGCCGGGCCAGACCGUGGAGGUGGAGCUCAAGCCCAGGGAAGAGUGAGCCAGCUCGGCAUCUGCCGGAGGAACCCACAUCCCGAGCUUUUGAAGUUUCGGGGGC
Messenger RNA from Effrenium voratum, 1144 nucleotides. The record is from the annotation of a GenBank genome assembly. NCBI's taxonomy places the organism in Eukaryota, Dinophyceae, Suessiales, Symbiodiniaceae.